UGUUCCGCAAAGCAGAAGUGUUGCGGAUGUGGGCAGCAGUGCGCAGCGGCCUGAGUGCUGCAGCAGCGCCGCUCGAUCAGCCAUGAAUCCGGAGGAGCAAGCUGUAACCUGGCUCAUAUCCCUAGGAGUCCUUAAUUCCCCGAAAAAGAACAUCGCGGAUCCGGAAGGAUUUCUCAAAGCAUCACUCAGGGAUGGGGUCGUUUUGUGCAAGCUUAUGGAGCGACUGGUACCGGGAUCUAUCGCAAAGUAUUGUCCGGAUCCUAAAUGUGAAGCUGACUGCAUUGCCAACAUUCGGGAGUUUCUGAAAGGAUGCAUCUCUUUGAAGGUUGAGGGUUUUGAACCAGAGAGCUUAUACACUGGUGAGAAUUUCAGCAAGGUUCUGUCCACACUGUCAGCAAUAAACAUCGCCACUCAAGAUCGUGAUACUGAGAGGUCAUGUCCACAGUCCAGCUCCUCCUCUACUCCUAGUUUGUCAACCUCAUCAUCAUCCACCUCAAAGUCCAAAUCCUUACGGAGACAAUCAAAAGCAGUGGAGAUGUCAGAAAAUGGAGGAGGUGGCCAGCUGGUGGUGAAGGCACGCUUCAACUUCAAGCAGAACAACGAGGACGAGCUGUCAUUCAGCAAGGGUGAGCUGAUCCACGUCACCCGGCAGGAGGAGGGCGGAUGGUGGGAGGGGACACUCAAUGGCAAGACUGGCUGGUUCCCUAGCAACUAUGUCCGAGAGGUCAAACCAUGUGAGAAACCAAUCUCCCCGAAAGCUGUGAAGGGGUUCGAUGUUCCACAGCUGACCAAAAACUACUAUAAUGUGGUGGUGCAAGACAUCCUGGAGUACGAGCGCGAGUUUGUAAAAGAGCUCCAGACGGUUCUCACCUGCUACCUGCGACCUCUACAGGGUAGUGACAAGAUUUCAAGUGUAGAGAGCAGCAGUUUAUGUGGGAACUUGGAGGAAAUACUCACUUUCCAACAGGGACUCUGUGCGGCUUUGGAGGAAUGUAGCAAGAUGCCUGAAGGUCAGCAGCGCCUCGGUGGCUGUUACAUGAACAUGAUGUGCCAGAUCCGAAUGCUGUACCUGUCCUACUGCUCCAGCCACCCUUCUGCAGUGGCUGUACUCACUGACCACAGUGAGGAGCUAGACAAGUUCAUGGAGAGUCAGGGAGCCAGUGCUCCAGGUAUCCUGACUCUGACCACCAGCUUGAGCAAGCCCUUCAUGAGGCUGGAAAAAUAUCCCACCCUGCUGCAGGAGCUGGAAAGACAUGUGGAGGAAGCCCAUCCAGACUACAGUGACAUUCUGAAAGCAAACAUUGCUUUUAAAAAUCUUGUGAUGCAAUGCCAGGAACUGCGCAAGCGAAAGGACCUGGAGGUGCAGAUCCUGUCCGAGCCAGUGCGUGGCUGGGAGGGAGACAGCAUCAAGUCCCUCGGCCAGGUGGCCUACAUGUCCCAGGUGCACGUGCAGAGCAGCUCUAGUGAGGAAAAAGAAGAGCGCUACUUCAUGCUGUUUCCUAAUGUUCUAAUUAUGUUGUCUGCCAGCCCACGAAUGAGUGGCUUUAUCUAUCAGGGACGGCUGCAGCUUUCAGGAACUACAGUGACCAAACAUUUGGACGAUGCAGAACCCGGUCAUUAUGCGUUUGAGAUUGGAGGAGGUAUGAUAGAGCGCGUGACAGUUUUCUGCAGUAGUUCCCAAGAACUGCAGGAAUGGCUCGAGCACCUGCAUACUUUUACCAAAGGUGGAAGUCCAGUAGGAACCAUCCUGAAGAAUGUAGAAGGCAAGCCCAUGAGCAUCGUGGGCACACCGUCUCACCUGAGCCACACGCAGGGCUUUGGGACAUCUACAGGCACUCGAUGCCCUCUGGAGCCACCGAAGAUCACCAAGCCGUGGUCUCUGAGCUGCCUGAGACCAGCUCCCCCACUUAAACCGUCUGCCGCACUGGGCUACAAAGAGAGGAUGUCUUAUAUCAUGAAGGAUUCCAGCAAAAGCCCUAAACCCAUCAAGAAGUUCCUGAACAAGAGAAAGACAGAGAGAAAACCAUCUGAUGAUGAAUAUUUGCUCAGAAAAAGUACUGCCGCUUUGGAAGAAGAUGCCCAAAUUCUAAAGGUGAUUGAAGCUUAUUGUACUGGAGCCAGCCUGCACCAAACCACAACAGCUGUGCGUAAGGACAGUAUCCCUGCAGUCCUGCUACCAGAGGAGGAGAAGAUCAUCGUUGAAGAGAUGAAGAGCAACGGCCAGACAAUCACUGAGGAGAAAAGCCUUGUUGAUGCUGUUUAUGCAUUAAAAGACGAGGUCCACGAGUUAAAGAAGGAGAACAGGUGGAUGAAACAGUGUCUGGAAGAGGAGCAGAAAUCCCGCAAAGAGCUUGAACGUUUGGUCAGGAAGCUGGCUAAACAGAAGAAUGACUAUACGUGGGAAGAUGGAGCCCACUGAGUAACAUUCUAAAUGUUCUCCCCUUCCGCAUGUGAGUGUGUGCGCGCGUGUAUGAGAGUGUGUGGGUGGAUGAGUUGCUGGUUUUGGGUUCACACCAAAUGUUGCAUUGAGAAAGCCUUCCUGCCUUGUAAACUUUUUUUUUUUUUAAGAAUAACUUUCUUUGCAGCUUUCUUGCAAUGAGAUCAUUUGUGCUUGACUGGGUUUCAAAAGUGGUGAGAGUGUGUUUAGUGCCUGUGAACAGGGCAAAAAAAUGUGUUAGACACUCAUGCAGCAGAAUUACAAUAUACAACAUAGGUGUGAAAGUCUGCAUCUAGGAUUUUCACCACAGGACUGCCUGUAUCAGAUAUUAUGGACCUGUCCGCAUUCUAACAUUAAGCGGUAGAACUAUAUUACUGAUGCAGUUUAAUAUUAAGAUUAUCAUUACAGUAGAUGUUCACAUGUAGCCAUUAUUUCCAUGCAGUUGGAAAAAGGAAAAAAUUCAGUGUUCAGACUUGGUGGGGAAAUGUGUGGAAAGUAAGAUUCAGUCUUCAACCAGAAAACAUGAGUCUGUGUGUGUGUGUGUGUGUGUGUGUGUGUGUGUGUGUGUGUGUGUGUGUGUUCUGCUGAUGAAGCCACCAUUCAACAAGCAUGAACGUGAACUCAAAGGUGUUAUCUCUUUCGAUGUGAAGCUACCUUUACGGUACACUGGCAGACCCUUUCAAUAAUGGACUUCUCUGUGUGUCUUUAUUUCUAAUUCUGGUUGUUCAUCUGAUUGAUAGAGGAAGCAUUUGUGCUUGAUAUUAGGAACAUGAACUGUGGAAUAUGUUGCACAUGAACGACAUGAGAUGCUCCAGUUGUCAUCUCGAAAUGAUUUGACUGUUCUUUUAUUAUUAUUAUUAUUAUUAUUGUUGUUAUUCUUGUUUAUUAUUAUUAGCAGCUUUUUGAAUAGUUUGCAGGGUAGUUGGUGUGUUAUGUGUUCUUACUGGCCAUCAAAAUAUUCCCUUCAACUCUGUCUGUCGCAAUCUACAAUAUACUGUACAGUAUUUCUAUACCAUUCUUUACACAAGCUAAUCUCAUUUUUGUUUGUUUUUGUCAUACAUGUUCAAAGCUGUUCAUAGCAAAAGAUGCAGCUAUUCAUCGAAAUACAAUGCGUAUUCAAUACUAUUAAGGUAUAAUUUAUAAUGUAUGUAUAUCAUAUAUACUUUGAAACGAUAUAUAAUAGCUAUAGCCAAAAAAUAACCAUGUAAACUUUUCAUAUUUAGAAAUAACACAACAAUUGAUUAUUACCUCCAGAUUCUGAGGUUGCAAUAAUAAUAAUAAUAAUAAUAAUAAUAAUAUAUUUAUUUAUUUUUGAAUGCAGUAGUCCUGUAUUGAGAACAUGGUACUCUGGCCUCUCUAAGCACUCCUCCGAUAACUUUACACCUCAUUUAACAAUCUGGUCUUUGUAGGAAUUUUUUAUCCUCCCAACCCCCCACCUUAUUUGCUUGCGACUUUUUUCAAAAUAUAUAUAUAUAAAGUCAGCUUUCGUAAAUCCUUGCAACCUUGUUGUCGUAAAUCCAUGCUGGAUUUGCAGAGUAAUUCGCAGUAUAUUCACAGCUGCUACAGCAGUAAAUAAAUUCACCGAGCCCUUAUUAAAGGCCGUUGCACUGCAGGAUUAUAUAAUUAUGGCAUUUGUAACUGAAUAACCAAAUUUAGGUGUAAGGGUGUAAGAAAAUAUGAACCGUUUCGAGCUGUGAGAUGUGUUAGUAAUAAUUUUUGUAACCUGUUCAAAUGCUAAACUGGUACCCUGUCGGAGAUGUAGUGUAUGCUCUGCUGCAUUGCCUGACCUUUCUUGUAAAGUAAUCAGGCAUAUGAAUAAUGAAAUUGUAAGGUACUACAGUGGUGCUUGAAAAUUUGUGAACCCUUUAGAAUUUUCUAUAUUUCUGC
This is a messenger RNA of Neoarius graeffei (lesser salmon catfish), 4324 nucleotides long. RefSeq names its product Rac/Cdc42 guanine nucleotide exchange factor (GEF) 6 (gene arhgef6). Gene Ontology annotation, molecular function: protein binding; guanyl-nucleotide exchange factor activity. The transcript has 22 exons. NCBI's taxonomy places the organism in Eukaryota, Metazoa, Chordata, Actinopteri, Siluriformes, Ariidae. The coding region runs from base 83 to 2419 and encodes 778 amino acids. The record is from RefSeq and is a predicted model, not a curated record.